Phlebotomus papatasi is the source of this 841-nucleotide messenger RNA. RefSeq lists its product as uncharacterized. Gene Ontology annotation, biological process: positive regulation of voltage-gated potassium channel activity; sleep; regulation of synaptic transmission, cholinergic. The coding region runs from base 149 to 589 and encodes 146 amino acids. The transcript has 2 exons. The record is from RefSeq and is a predicted model, not a curated record. NCBI's taxonomy places the organism in Eukaryota, Metazoa, Arthropoda, Insecta, Diptera, Psychodidae.
CCUGACUUCCGAUUUCUUUGCCUUACACAACACUGAGAGAUCAGUCCCAAGAGCAUGCUAAUAGAUCAGUGUGAUCCGUGGUUGUCUUGUAAGAGGCUCCACUGAAUUAUUUCCUGAAGUGGGAGGAGGUUUUCCGGAAACAGCGACAAUGGCCGCGGUUUAUUCGCUGUCUUCGAACUUCCGAACAGUCGGACUUUCGAAGAUAUUGGCCAUCGGAUUUGUGCUUCUGUCAAUUGCAGGCCCAGAGAUAGGAGACACGCUCAGAUGCUAUUCCUGCUCUUCGCUGAAUAAUGCAGCAUGUGCAGAUCCGCCAAAUGUGACCCAGAUGGAAGUAACUGAAUGUGGACCAUUGAUAAAAAAUGCAGUUUGCUCUAAGCGAACCACUAAAACACCCCAAUUGACAUUCACGGGGCGUCGAUGCCUCCCUGAAGAUAUCUGUGACUAUGCCCUGAAUCUGGACCAACUAUCUGAACAGUGUGACACCUGCACCACAGAUUUGUGCAACAGCUCACCUCAUCUCACAUCCAUUACCUCUGUGAUUUUCCUCGGGAGUAUCUUCAGCCUCCUCAAGGUGCUCCUGCACAAGUGAACCCAUGGGUAAACUUACACCUUACCUUGUAAAUACAAUUUAGCGAAUAAAAGGACCAAUCAAUUCCAAUUGUCAAUUUCUUCAGGAAAUUUCCCAAUUGGUUAACGUAAAUCUUUGUUGAUUAAAUGUGCACAAAUUAGUCAUGACUCAAUGCCCCAACUCAUUUAUUUUCCCAGAAAAUUGUCGUCAAAUAAAUCGUCAGUGCUAUCACAAAUUACGUCUGGAACUGAGUUUAAUAUUUCCUUAAGAAAU